CUUUACGAAACUUGGUCGAAUUAGACGAAUGUGAGAUGAAACCCGGCUUCUGCUGCCGCCCGUGCAUCCACCGGAUCGUUGGCCGAGGAUCUCGUAGAGGCCGUGUAGAGGGAAAAAUCAUAGGCAGUUAAACGAAUUUAGUGCUACUUAGUGUUUGCCUGCACGCAGAAGUGUAUAGAGGGCGGUGAAUGAGGUUCUCAGCUUUCUUAUUUAAGGAAAGAAGGAAACAUGGCUCUCGCGUUUGCAAAGAAGUCUUGGAGUCAUGAAGCACAGCGGCCCAUAACCCAGCUCAUUGGUACCUGUUUAUUUGCUUAAAGCUUUCUGUAGUUUGCAGCGUUAGAAAGUUGUGUGUAAGGUCUCAGUAAGGGUGCCAAUUGUUUGUGAAGCAGGGGGGUUAUUUCAGAGCAGGGUUGGUGCAAUACACGAGGCUCAGCUAGAUGGAAUAACGUGUUUAAUUUGCUCAUGCUCGAAUGCUUAGUAAAUUUAAACUGAAUUCUAUUUCCUAUCUCUAGGACAGCACGAAGCCGCGUUCAUUUUUUUACUCUGUUUGCCGAUACCGCACCACUGAGGAAGUUCUUGGCGAAUGCUGGAAGGAAAAGGUACUUCCUGACUUUCAGUAGUAGAGAGAAACUAAGGACUUUGAAGAUAGAUGCCUGUGGCCCCUUGCUUGGCAGAAACAAUGCUGCAGCGAUGAGAUUAUAGUGAGCCCUUCCUGUGUGGCUUCCAUGGGUCCCACUCAACUCAGCACACAGGAUCAUGGGAAGAGGGUGGCAAGUGUAUUUGAAAUGGAGGAGGAAGGGCUUGCACUCUUCCCUGGCUCAGAGAACCCCCCUGAGCAUGCAGAAAAUCCCCCCUUGAAGCGGAAGAAGGGCCCAGCCCCUAAGAUGCUGGGAAAUGAAGUGUGCAGCGUAUGCGGGGACAAGGCCUCCGGCUUCCACUACAAUGUGCUGAGCUGCGAAGGCUGCAAGGGCUUCUUCCGCCGCAGCGUCAUCAAGGGCGCGCAGUACGCCUGCAAGAACGGCGGCAAGUGCGAGAUGGACAUGUACAUGCGCCGCAAGUGCCAGGAGUGCCGGCUGCGCAAGUGCCAGGAGGCCGGCAUGCGGGAGCAGUAUGUUCUGUCUGAAGAACAGAUCCGACUGAAGAAACUGAAGAAGCAGGAAGAUGAUCAGGCUCGGACAGUUGUGGUGCGUCCAAACCCUCCAAAUCCGCCAAGCCCCUCCCACAAACUGACGCCGGAACAGCUGAGCAUGAUAAAAAAGCUCGUGGCCGCUCAGCAGCAGUGCAACCAGCGCUCCUUCACAGACAGGCUCAAAGUGACGCCAUGGCCCCAGAUUCCUGAUCCAAAUAACCGUGAAGCAAGGCAGCAGCGUUUUGCUCACUUCACAGAACUUGCAAUUAUCUCUGUGCAAGAGAUCGUGGACUUUGCCAAGCAAUUACCUGGCUUCCUGGAACUCACCAGGGAAGAUCAAAUUGCUUUACUGAAGACAUCUACCAUAGAGGUGAUGUUGUUGGAGACAUCUCGGCGCUACAAUCCAGAGAUUGAGAGCAUCACCUUUCUUAAGGACCUGAGCUAUAAUCGGGAUGACUUCGCCAAAGCAGGUCUGCAGUUUGAGUUCAUUAACCCCAUCUUUGAGUUCUCAAAGGGAAUGAAUGAGCUACAGCUUAAUGAUGCUGAAUAUGCACUUUUAAUUGCCAUCAAUAUUUUCUCUGCAGAUCGACCGAAUGUGCAGGACCAGUCCCUGGUGGAAAGGCUGCAGCACACCUAUGUGGAAGCACUUCAUUCUUACAUUUGCAUCAACAGACCAAAUGACCGUUUGAUGUUUCCACGGAUGUUAAUGAAGCUGGUCAGUCUUCGGACACUGAGCAGUGUCCACUCUGAACAGGUGUUUGCCCUUCGGCUGCAGGAUAAGAAACUCCCACCCCUGCUCUCAGAAAUCUGGGAUGUGCAUGAGUGACUGCAUGCUCCCAGGGCACUGACAUGCUGACAUAAUGCCAUCUCCCAGCCUUUGCUAACGAGAAGCCAGCCUCCCCUCUCCAAAGCACUGAACCCUGGGCUGGGCAUGCAGGGAGUGAUGAGCCUGGGGUUUCAGUGUUGCCAUGAGACUAUGCAGGAGGCAGCUGGGCUAGAUCAGAUGGAGGGGUUGGUUUCGAUGUAGUGCCCAUACCCCAAAGGAAUAACAUGAAACAUUUGAAAACGGUAGAAAUGAAGACCUUUCCCCCUGCCCCUCAACUCCUUUUUCUUCAGAGUCUUUCUCUUCUCUAAGCAUAUGCUGAGGGUUUUCCCCAUUGAUCCUCUUGCUGAUUAUGAAAAUGAAUUUGCAGGAACUUGCCAAAAGCUCUCUGUUGAGAGUAACCCAGCUCAAAAGGCUUCUGCAGGGUCCCCAGUGUACCUGGAUCUGAGGAGCUCAGGGAAGUCAGUGUGGAUGUUCUAGGGGUUUCACUGGGUUUCCUAUAAAUAAAAUCUCUUGAAUGUGCUGCCCUUUACAAUGAUUCCAAGAGAAGUAGCUUUUAUUUCUUUAUUAUGAGACUACAUCUCUAGAGCUGCCCUUUAUUCUGGCUCUCCUUUGGAAAAAGGAUUCCUGUAAUGUGUAGUGCCCUUUGUCUAACAAGGAGGUCCUCUGGGUAGGGAACAUUGUGUAUCAAAAAGAUGUCAGGCAUAAAGUAGUGGAUUUUUUUUAAUGUAAUGCAUCGUGGUUUUAUCUCAUGGCGGUUCUCAGCUCAAUUUACCUUUGAUUUGCUAACAGCUGGACAACUUUAGUUCAAAACAAAUCAGGGCAUAGAUUUUAUCUUUAGGGGUGGAAUAGAAGGAAGAUAGGUGGGUAGGCCUCGUACCUAGGUAAGGUGGGUGUGGUGGAAAGAUCUCAAAAACUUACAAGAAUCUGGAGCAUGUGGUAUGUGUUCCAAGGUGGGUGUGAAGAUGUAUCGACCAAGGAGAGAGGACACACUGCAUUUAGUGAAAUAAUGUGGGCAUUGCAUAAGCUGUGGGCUGCACAACUCUCAGAUCACAGGCAGCAGGAAUAUUGGGUGUAAUCAGAUCCACUUGCAUCGUCUUCCUUUUGCCAAAGUCUUUCCAAGGUACUUGCUCAAGGUUUCAGUGGUGAUCACGGGAUAUGGAGGUCCUUCGUGUAUGAGGAGUGCCAACUCCUUCAGAAGAAUACUUGGGUCUUGUAUCCUUUCUUCACUUUGGGCAUUGUGAGAUCCACACUGGAUUUAUGGCCCAAGUUUUAAGUAUCCACAUCCAUAAGUAUUCUAGGAUUUACAGCAAUAUUUUGUCUGGCGGAAUAGAAAUAUACUGUUUUAAACAUGUUCCUUAUUUUCCAAGAAAAAAGAUCUUAUGGCUGAUCUCAGAGAUGUAACCUUAAAUAUCCUGGUAGCUUGGUCUCAUGACUCUUCUCUGUCAUAGGGGUCUAUGUUUGCUUGCCCGGUGAGCAUCCCAAGAGCAUAGGUUCACAUGGCUCGGGGUUUUGUUGUCUGUCUGUUUUUUGGUUUGUUUGUUGUUUUUUUUGGCUGUGUAUCUGAGCGCUAUGCCCGUGGUGAGGGUAUCGUGUCCAUUUUGCACUUGAGGUUGGUCCCCUGCCACUGGCCUUCACUCUGCACCUUUGUAAAGCACUUGUAACAAUCUGUAAAAUAAUCUGUUGUUUUUUAUAACUCAUUGCAAUUGCAAAAAUUCUUGUUUAAAUCUGUAUUUUUAACUAAUCUGUUUGAGAAAUGUUAAUGUUUAUAUAAAAGAAUAAAGCCUAAUACAGGA
Molecule: messenger RNA, 3748 nt
Organism: Camarhynchus parvulus
Lineage: Eukaryota; Metazoa; Chordata; Aves; Passeriformes; Thraupidae
Gene: NR1H3
Product: nuclear receptor subfamily 1 group H member 3
Exons: 9
Coding region: 726-1955 (409 amino acids)
Biological process (GO): negative regulation of transcription by RNA polymerase II; cell differentiation; negative regulation of inflammatory response
Molecular function (GO): zinc ion binding; RNA polymerase II cis-regulatory region sequence-specific DNA binding; nuclear receptor activity
Source: RefSeq, a predicted model, not a curated record